UGCCACCUGUCGGUGUCCAUCAGUACCAGGUGUCAGUGCUGAACAGUGCCACGUGCCAGUGCCCAUCAGUGCCACAUCAAUGCCACAUAUCAGUGCCUACCAGUGCACAUCAAUGUCAGUGCCCAUUUUAGCUGCCUUUCAGUGUCACCCAUCAUUGCCAGUCAGUGCCACCUAUCAAUGCCAAUCAGUGCCACCUAUCAAUGCUGCCAAUCAGUGCCACCUAUCAGUGCCAGUCAGUGCCACCUAACAGUGCCAGUCAUCAGUGCCACCUAACAGUGCCAUAUAUCAGUGCUGCCUUUCAGUGCCCAUCAGUGAUGCCU
Messenger RNA from Staurois parvus, 320 nucleotides. Lineage: Eukaryota; Metazoa; Chordata; Amphibia; Anura; Ranidae. The record is from the annotation of a GenBank genome assembly.